Bradysia coprophila is the source of this 1827-nucleotide messenger RNA. RefSeq lists its product as uncharacterized. The record is from RefSeq and is a predicted model, not a curated record. Gene Ontology annotation, molecular function: ubiquitin binding. Gene Ontology annotation, cellular component: nucleus; cytoplasm. NCBI's taxonomy places the organism in Eukaryota, Metazoa, Arthropoda, Insecta, Diptera, Sciaridae. Gene Ontology annotation, biological process: ubiquitin recycling; proteasome-mediated ubiquitin-dependent protein catabolic process.
UUUGAUAGAAAAAUACGGACAAAAGUACUAUUUCACACUUUUAUAUGACGGGAAGUUCCUAGUAAAAAAAAAUAAUAAAAUUUUGGCUUUUUCAAGCAGCCACACACCUCAAUUCGAUUAAUUGAAGGAAAAGCCCCAUCAUAUUUUAUUAUUGUAAUUUACAAUCUCGUGGCAAUAAAAUUAGUAUCUCAAUUUUCAAUUAAACAAUUGAAUUCCAUUUCUUUAAUGUUGUUAGCUGCUACACAAGUCUCUUUCAAUUUUCGUAUCAGAAUCAGUAUCACAGUUUUCAAUUAAAAAUCUUUUGCUUCAACGCAAAUAAUUACAGCCAAUUUGGCAAAAAUUUAAUAAUACAAAGACAAUAUGGUUGCGUUUCUAUGUUUUAGUCGACAAACUGUGUCGCUAGUUCAAUGAAAUUAAAACGAUUCUACUUAAGAUAUUAUCCCCCAGGAAUUGGGCUUUGUUAUGAAGACCAUAAUUAUAAAGAAAAAACCGAAAUGAUUGACCUCUUAACGCUCACAUCCAGCUCAAAACUUGACCCAAUAGUUGAGGAUAUUCUGAAGAACCAAGUCAUGCUGCACACGGACAUCAUUCCUAAGCUGAAAGAAUCGCUAAUGAAACUCCAGAAUAAAUUAAAGGAACCAACGAAAACCAAUUUUUAUCACUUCAAAACGCUAAAGGAUCACCUGUUGCCACUGACAAAUGUUACUUUCGAUAAAACUGGAAGUAGGUUUAUAACUGGCAGCUAUGACCGAACAUGCCGCAUUUGGAAUAUCGAUACCGGUGCCGAAGUAAUGAGCUUAACCGGACACGAAAAUGCAGUAUUUUCUGUCAAUUUCAACAGUCCCAAAUGCGACCGGAUCGUCACAGGCUCGUUUGAUAAAACGGCCAAAGUGUGGAAUCCAGUCACCGGUAAUUGUAUGCAAACCUACUAUGGUCAUACGGCUGAAGUGGUUGCCACGGAAUUCAAUCCAUCCAACUCUGAUGUGAUUGCAACAGCUUCGAUGGACAAUACAGCGAGGGUAUAUCAUGUGGAAACUGGCCAGGAGACACACCUAUUGAAUGACCAUUACGGUGAAGUAAUAUCGGCCCAUUUCAACAAGGAUGGCCAUUUAUUGUUGACCGGAUCGUUUGAUAACAACGCUUUUAUUUGGGAUUUACGCUCUAGAGAAAUUGUCAUGGAGCUACGUGGUCACACAGCCGAACUAAGUAAUUGCAUUUGGAAUUUCGAAUGUUCCAUGGUGGCUACAAGUUCAUUGGACACAACAGCAAGAGUCUGGGAUCUUCGAAAUUUGCAUUGCAUGCAUGCAAUCACAGGUCACAAAGACGAAGUUCUAGACAUUUGUUAUGAUUAUCCUGGCAAACGGUUAGCUACAGCUAGCAGUGAUUGUACCGCUAAAAUUUGGGACAUAUCCGGUGCAUUUGAUCUUAUAUCUGUGAUGGGUGGACAUUUAGAUGAAGUCUCAAAGAUUUGCUUCAGUCCAACGGGAAAUGUAUUGAUUUCUGCGUCUGCCGAUAAGACAUCAAGACUAUGGAAUACAGAAAACGGACAAUGUUUGCAGAUUUUGCAGGGACACACUGCGGACGUGUUCGCUUGUGCUAUUAAUUAUUCUGGAGAUGCGGUCGUCACAGUUUCGAAAGACAAUACAUGCAAAAUUUGGAGAUGAUACGAAUGGUUUUCGGGCAGUUUCGGAGAUUGAGCUUGAAGGAGCUGUUAUUCGAACUCGAACAGUUUUUAUUAAAAGAGAAAUUUUCGUAUGAUAUGCUAGCAUUGAGUUAAUUCCCUCUGGGCACAGGACAGUACUGACUCGAGCCCUUUGGGUGUUGUAU